AGACACAGACAGACGAAUAAAUGGAUAAAAUAGAUGAAAAUAUGGCCACCGGAAGUGGGCGUUAAUGGAUAGUAAACAGAGAGCUUUCUAGAAAGUUCACACAAAACUUCAUUGCAUCUAGUGCUAUAAAAUGGCGAUGGCUAUAGAUCAAGAUAAGGAUGACAUUGUUCGCAGAGUGAUAAGAUUUCUGGCGUCACAACCGAACUAUGCGAUAGGAUUUGCGGAUCUUCAUGCUAACUUCAACGCGCUCAUGGAGGGAAGACAAUUUGAACGUCUCCUUAGAAACUAUACCGAUCAGUUUGAGUUGUUUGAAGAUGGACAAUUAUUUGUCCGUCUUUCUAUCAAAGUAAAGGUAUGUGAAAUGCAUUGUUCAAACCAGACCUGUCCGGGAAACAUCUCGGUCUGCAAAGGCUUACAUAUUUGUAAGAGGUAUAUUUUAUAUGGAAACUGCACACACAAUCCGUGUAUUGUUGGACAUGACUUAACAACUUCCCAUAACAUGGAAGUUCUGAGUCAACUCUUACUGAAUCAGUUGCCAAUGCCUCUUGUUGAAGAUCUCCUUAAACGUCCAACCAAAAUAUGUGAGUUUUACAACAUGGCGGGUGGAUGCAGAAAUAAUGAAGCCGGAAAACCAUGCACAUAUCUGCAUCUAUGUAAGAACUACAUAACUCGGGAAUGCAUAACAGAUAACUGCCAAAGAAGCCAUUUCAUCCAUAAGAGUACAGUAAGGAAUGUCUUAGAGAAGCAUGGCAUCAGUAUGGGAAAAAUACCAAAGAAGAAUUUAGCAGAAUUCAAAAAAAUAAUGCAGUCAAAUGACAGGAAUUUCUCCGGAAGAGAUGGACCUAUUCCUGAACCGAUGUUUGGAAGAAAUGCUGCCACAAAGAUAUGUGAGUUUUACAACAAGAAUGGGGGAUGCAGAAAUGAUAAAAACGGAAAACCAUGCCCAUAUCUGCAUCUGUGUAAAAACUACAUAACACGGGAAUGUGUGACAGAAAACUGCCAAAGAAGCCAUUUCAUCCAUGAAAGUACAGUACGAAAUGUCUUAGAGAAGCAUGGCAUCAGUAUGGGAAAAAUACCAAACAGGAAUUUAGCAGAAUUCAAAAAAAUAAUGCAGUCAAAUGACAGGAAUUACUCCGGAAGAGAUGGACCUAUUCCUGAACUGAUGUUUGGAAGAGGCAGGCCACUUCCGGAUACCCUGAGAAGACCGAUGUCAGGCAUGACUAUACAGGACAGGGGAGUUUGGCCCACUUCCAGAAGACCCCCUUUGUCUCCUGCGCAAUUAGGUGGAGCAGAAGCAGUCGCGUCUGGCAGAGGAACCCAGAGACCAGGGAUACCUUUUAAUUCGCAGAGGGCUAGUUCAAGUCUUGUUGACAGAAUGGUAUCCGAAACUGCGGCAGACAACAUCCUUAACAAGAAGAUAUGUAUUUACAAUUUGAAGAGUCGAUGCUCGUACUUUGCACAGUGUUUUAAUUACCACUGUGAAUUACUGUACCAGUGGUUCUACCGGUUUGAUGACAGUUCUAACUGGAAGACAGUCGAACCCCUGGAAAACAUGCGUAUGGAACUGCACUACAGCGAUCCAGCCAACGUUGAAUACUGUCUGUUUAUUGAAGAUGUGUCGGUGCAACUGAAGUUCAAGACCAUGAAAGCAGAGGGUGAAGGCAAGCACCUGACAUUCCAUCGGGUGUCAACAGAGUCGUCGGCAAUUUUGGAUUCGCACCCCCUUGCAACAAGCUGGCAGUGGUUUUGGAUGGCAGAGAGUGGGGAAUGGAAGAAAUAUGGUGAUGAUGCAGAUGGACAUCGUUCCAAAAUCUCGAGCGAGGACCUAGAACAAGCUUACAUCUCAAACCCUGAUGGUCAGCUAAAGUUUAGUACUCAAGAGCAUGAGUAUAAACUAGACUUUGCAAAAAUGGUGCAGUGUAACAUUCACCACAAGACGGAGCGAGAAGUAUCAAGACGACCAAAGUUCGUAUCAAAAGAUGAGUUAGAAAGACGCAAGAAACAACCAGUAAUACAGAAACCUGCAGGAUCUGCAACAUCAGGGUUUGUCCCUGUCGCUCCGCCACACUGGAAUCUGAGAAGGACCGAUGAACUGUUGAACCAUUGCGAGCUCGUUCUACUGGAUGAGCGGAAUCCCAGUAUGAACACUGAGUACAAUGAGAUUGAAAACAUGUUUUUUGAGACCAUGCCUAGAAUGACGGAGACUAUUGUGUCGAUCUCCAGGGUGGAAAAUGGUGACCUUUGGUAUAACUAUCUUAGUAAAAAAGAUAAACUGAAAAAGAGGAACAAGGGCGUAGAUGUGGAGGAGAGACAACUCUUCCAUGGCACCAGUAAUGACACUGUGGAGGCCAUCUACAGACAAGGUUUUGACUUCAGGCUGAGUGGAACUGCUUCAGGUACAGCUUAUGGAAAAGGCAGCUACUUUGCAACCACUGCCAAAUACUCAAACUGCUACACAGACAGACAGAAGGAAACCAUGGGGAUGUUUAUUGCUAAGGUGCUAGUGGGAGAUUACACAAAGGGAGAUAAAUCAUACAGCAGACCCCCACAGAAAGACCCACAUGAUCUGUCGAGUCCUUUGUACGACUCUUGCGUUGAUAGUGUUAUAGAUCCAAAGAUUUUUGUUAUCUUUGAACUCGGUCAGGUGUACCCAGAAUACUUGAUAAAAUACAAGUCUGAUUUCUCCCCGUAGUUUUUGUGCUAUAUUUCAAGAUGAAAAAUAUGAUUUCAUCGAUUCCAAAGCAUCUUUCGAAUUUAACCUAAGGAAUGAAAAUAUCACUUUUAAGCACUACUUUUUGAAAAUCCAUUGUAGUACCUUUCCCUAGAUCAAAACUAACACAUCACUUUAAAACCAGAAAUUGUUGCCAAUAAUUUGAUAUUAAUGAAAGGUUGCUUAAAUUUAAAUAACGGUUUUUUUUUGUGGAAAAAAUGACAUUUUAUUAGAAAUAUUGUAAUCCUAUUCUUCAAACGUU
Molecule: messenger RNA, 2972 nt
Organism: Mya arenaria
Lineage: Eukaryota; Metazoa; Mollusca; Bivalvia; Myida; Myidae
Product: protein mono-ADP-ribosyltransferase PARP12-like
Exons: 13
Coding region: 131-2692 (853 amino acids)
Molecular function (GO): NAD+ poly-ADP-ribosyltransferase activity; metal ion binding
Source: RefSeq, a predicted model, not a curated record